ACCCUCUUUCCACUGCCACCAGCCAUGGCCGACCCUCAGCUCGACACCGACAAGCAGCUGCGCGCCGCGAGCGUCGGUUUCGACCACCUCUUCGCAAACGACCUCACCAAGGCACGGGAGACUUUCGCUAGUGGCGAUUCGCCCUUUCACCAAAUGGGUCACGGCGUAUGCGCCUUUUUGGAGGCUGCGCUUGGAAUGGAGACUGGUCUGAUGGCCGAGGCCUCCCGCCUGCUCGCCCUGUGCGAAGCGGGUGCAAAGAGGCAGCUCAAGGUCGCCAAGCUCUCCUCUGCGACCACUCAGUUUCCGCCGGGCACAGAAUGGGAACUCUUGCAUUCCGACGCGGUCAUUCUUCUCGGACUCACUCACGCCCUCAGUGAGUCCUACAUGGGCUAUCUCCAGUGCUUAUAUGCAAUGAACAGCGCACACUCAAAAUUCACGAAACUUUACAAGACUGUAUAUCCUCAUGGUCUUGACAAUUACGCAACUCCAGCCGCGUCCGCACCUGGUUCCAGUGCCGCGAGCAUCCGGUCAGAAGCUUCUGGCACGAGUGCGACUCUUGCCGCACCCAAGCCCUCGAAGUCGAGCUUCUUCAGCCGCUUUACCGGCUCAACACUGUCGGUUCCAAGCAUCGCUCAUACACCGAUCAAUGUCGGCGAAGGCUCGGUAGAUGAACUCAUCUUAUCUGGGACUGCGUUCGGAUAUGGCUUGUUCAACCUUGUGUUUUCCCUCCUUCCUGCCAAGAUUCGAGGAGUGGUUGGAUUCCUGGGCUUUAACCAUGAUAGGAAGCUGGCCCUUCGUGCACUCGCCGUGUCGGCAGCCAAGACAGACGUACACGCUGUCUUCGCAGGACUGUCAUUAAUGACGUACCAUGGUGUCGUUCUCCUGCUCGCCGGCUAUCAAGCGGAUGAACAACACAUACUCAAACAAUACCGGUCAAUCGUAGACAAAUUGGAGGCUCGUUAUCCGACUGGUUCGUUGUGGAUCCUGAACCGAGCAAAGAUCCUUCGCAUGUCGUACGAUCCGGAUGGCGCAAUCAAGGUGUUACAGGAUGGUCUGGCCCCUGGAAUGCCGCACACCUUUGCACAGGCCGACGGUCUGCUCAUCUUCGAGUUGGCGUGGACGCUGCUCUCACAAAGACGGUAUCAAGAAGCCGCGGAGGCGUUCAUCCGAAUGACGGAGAUCAACAGCUGGAGCCACGCUACGUACUGCUUCAUUGCUGCCGGAUGCUACAUCUCUAUCAAGAACUACGAAGGAGCGCAAGAGCUUCUCGACAAAGUCCCAGAACUGAUCGAAAAGCGUAAAAUUGCCGGGAAGGAUUUGCCUACGGAGGUCUUCAUCAAGAAGAAACUCGCCUUUUACAAAGAAAAACAGAAGCAGUUGACCGGGUCCGAAGCCAACUAUGCGCAUGCGGCAAAGAUCAGUCCCGCAGAGGAGCUCGGUAUUUUCUGGAAUACACAUGCGCGGAUCACCAGAGAGACCGCUCUCGCGCACAUUCAAGACUGGGCCACAUGUCUCAGCCCCCCGCCCAACGUGAAAAGCGAGUACAUCGUCUCCGCUCUCGAUAAAGAGCAGCCCGCCGCAGACCAGGUACCGGAUACUCCAGACGAGCUCGCUAUUCGCUCCCUACUCCUCGGCAUAGUCCACCGCACGGCUGGCGACUUCGUGUCCUCCCGUGCGCUUCUGGAGGACGCGGUUGCUCUCGAUCCCGCUGUCACAGUGAGCACAUGGGUAGGCGGUGUGGCCUGGUUUGAGCUUGCCGUGCUCGACCUAAGGGAACUGGAAGCUUCACAGCCAGAGAAGGGCAAGGAGGGCCCUAUUGCAGACACGGAUGCGUGGGCCCGCGUCAUCAAGAGUGCGCUGGUGAAGCUCGACAAGGCCCUCUCGCUGGCGACGCAGCAGGUUGACCUGUCAUCGCGACUGGACAGCCGGAUCGCUAUGCUGAAGGAUGAGCUUGCGCUGAAGAAAGAGAUGUUGGGGAUCAGCUCCUGAGGUUGGAGUCUAGCGGGUCGGUGGUUUUGUGUGGUCUUGGAUUUUAUCAACGACGCUUGCAUAUACGGCGCGGACGUCAUGGAGUUCGGGUCAGUAGAGUAGAUCCUAUAAUCUUCUGUACGAUCCUAAUAUACCAGACACGGACUUAGACAUGG
Molecule: messenger RNA, 2144 nt
Organism: Dichomitus squalens LYAD-421 SS1
Lineage: Eukaryota; Fungi; Basidiomycota; Agaricomycetes; Polyporales; Polyporaceae
Exons: 16
Coding region: 25-1989 (654 amino acids)
Cellular component (GO): nucleus; mitochondrial outer membrane; cytosol
Molecular function (GO): protein binding
Source: RefSeq, a predicted model, not a curated record